AUGCUUUUCCAUAAAACCUAUGAACAAAGUUAUUUCAUUGCUUUAUAUGCUCAUUUUAAAAUUGGUGAAUUUUAUGAUAUUCACAUUGAUGGAAACAAAACUCCAAUUCCAUUCGUUUCCGAAAAUGAUUCGAUGAUGUUAAAUCAUUCUAGAUUUUGUAAUGGAAGUCUUGAAUUUGUAUUAUUACAUGGAAAGGUUAGAAGAAGAAGAAGUGAAAAUGGCUUUUGGAGACAAAGUGGCCCAUAUUGUGAUUAUAAUUAUGGUAAAUCAUUUUUUGGAAUGGGUAAAAGAUGUUUUUCUUUCCAAAGUGAUUUGAUAAAAGGUAGAAAAAUGUGGGAAUAUUCAUUGUAUUUCAGAGAAUCCGAUGGAACAAAUGUAAAAGGAUAUAAAAUAAUUCUUAGACAUUAUUUAUCCGGUAUUAAUAAUAGAGAUGAAGAUAUCAUUCAAAGAUUAAAUCCAAUUAGUAUGUACAUUUCAAUAAAACCAAAAUCGAAUUCAUCAAUUAGUCCAUAUAUUUUAAAAGAAUCUGAUUUCAUUAGAAAUAUUGAAGACAUGUCAGAUUAUUUAUAUCAAUUUAAAUUUUUAGAAAAAAUUAUUCAUUCAUCUCUAAUUUAUAAUAUCAAUGAUACAAAUGAACUAAAUGAAUCAAAUGAAAAAAUAUUAUCAAAAAGAAAUUGUCCGUUCUCUGAUGAAACUUUAAAAACAAAUAAAACAAUUGAAAAUGAAUUAAAUCAAAACAAAACUGAUGAUGAUGAUGAUAAUAAUAAUAAUAAUAAUGAUGAUAAUGAUGAUAACUAUAAUAACAAUAAUUAUAAAAAUAACCCAAAUAAAAAACAAUGUUGCUGA
Dictyostelium discoideum AX4 is the source of this 846-nucleotide messenger RNA. RefSeq lists its product as hypothetical. The record is from RefSeq and is a predicted model, not a curated record. The coding region runs from base 1 to 846 and encodes 281 amino acids. The transcript is spliced from 2 exons. Lineage: Eukaryota; Evosea; Eumycetozoa; Dictyosteliales; Dictyosteliaceae.